Messenger RNA from Exophiala viscosa, 1896 nucleotides. RefSeq lists its product as uncharacterized. The record is from RefSeq and is a predicted model, not a curated record. NCBI's taxonomy places the organism in Eukaryota, Fungi, Ascomycota, Eurotiomycetes, Chaetothyriales, Herpotrichiellaceae. The coding region runs from base 1 to 1896 and encodes 631 amino acids. Gene Ontology annotation, biological process: regulation of DNA-templated transcription. The transcript is spliced from 2 exons. Gene Ontology annotation, molecular function: zinc ion binding; DNA-binding transcription factor activity, RNA polymerase II-specific.
AUGUCCGAGCAGGACUCUACCACCGACCCGAUAAGGGAAGAUGAUGACUCAAGACCAGCCAAAAGGCAACGCAGUUUCAUCGCGCGGCAGGCAUGUGAAGCGUGCAGAGCAAAGAAGACGCGAUGUGAUGAGGAUGAUCCAUGCAGCCUCUGCCGAACCUUGGGCAUCGAGUGCAUUUAUGUACAACGCAAAGUCACCAAAAAUGAGACCUCGAUGAGCAUGAUUUUCAAUACCCUGCGAAGAAUGGAAUCCAAGAUUGAACAUUUGUCACGCCCUACGACCUCCGAGCACCUGCCUGAUGAGACUCAUCAAGCCGAAUUGAAAAGUGCGACCAUCAGUCCUUACCACAUCGACCCGGCUAUCUUCCAUCCAUCGAGCGCCUCUCCUCAACCCCCAUUAGUGAGGAGCGCGAUCCAUCCCCCAGCAAGCGGGUCCGUCAUAUCGUUUAGCGCUCAUAGGACGAUCCACUGGCCUGGCAUUCAAAAGUCGCUGUCACCAAGUCUUUCUGCUGCCAUUCGUAACCUCAACGCGACUUAUCCUACACAUCUCGAGUCCGGACGAGCAUCAUUACAGCCUACCAUCAGGGGGCAGGCGACGCUGACGACUGGCGAUUGGUUGUCCUCACUGAGUAUCUCCUUCGUAAAGGAACUAUCCAAUGCUUAUUUUGAGACAUUCAAUCGUGUCUAUCCUUUUGUCGAUCGGGACCAUUACUUCCUCAGCACUCUUGCUGUCGUGGUUCGUGAAGGUUUCGGCUAUGAUAUCGAGUCGUCUCUCGUCUUGAACAUCAUGGCGCUAGGAUGCAUGGGUCUCAAAGCUUUUGAGCAAGGCGGCUUCAAUACUCCGGAUCAUGAUUCCGUUACGCCGCUUAUCCGUCAUAUAAUGGACGAGGAGAUUCCAGGAUUGAGCUUCUUCAACGAAGCGCGAAGAAGAGUCGGCUUCUGCAUGUGUGACCGAGACAUCCAGAGCUGUCAAUACUACCUGUCCUCAGCCGUCUUCUACGCGCAGGUGAUGCGACCAGUCGAUGAGUGGAUGAUGGCAAAUCGCGCAGCAAUAACUUGUGCAGCCUUCUGGAAAUGUCCGCCUGAACCACUCGAUGAAUGGUCAGCUGACAUGCAAUCAAGACUGUUCUGGUCGACGCUUAUACUGGAGACCGUGAUCAUCCAGGAGUUGGAACUACCCUCCAGCGGAUUGAAAGAGUUCGAGGAUGUUGUACCGCUCCCAAAAUUUACGGCGUAUCCCUACGUUGACAGCACACGAUCUCGAAACGCGGACGACUCCUUCUACCAUUAUCAUUUCCUUGCACAGAUAGCUCAUCGAAUCAUCCUAACGCGGGUUCGUGAUGAGUUGUACUUCAGCAACCCUUCGUUCACACUUGCCGAUGAAUUGUCACACCAACUCGAAGAAUGGCGAGCAAAACUUCCACCGGCGUUACACUUUGACGAAGACGAUCCGGGACAGGCUUUUGCCAAUCCUGCUGAUGCUGUGGUUGUUGGACUACUGCAGGCUCGCUAUCGGAUUUCAAAUUUCCACUUGGGCCGGCCUUUUCUGUACAAAGCAUUGCAAAACCCGGCCUCUGUCAGCGAGACCGAUUUGAAGAUGUGUUCCAAGUCACUGCGAUUUGCCAUGGACUCACCAUUCGCAUGGGAAGUCUGUGCAAGCAUGAAGAAUUUUAUGCCUGUUGGGUAUUUCGCAGCUGGGCAGUUUUUCGGGCAGCUAUUUCUCUUCCAUGCAUUCGCACACUCUCCGGACUAUCGACUACGAGAUGUGCUCCCUGCCGGACACGAGCUCUGGUGCACCAGAAUGCUACGAUACAUAUCCGAACUGGCAGUAACGAAUCCCACCAUCGCAAAAGAUUUCCAACUGUUAUCAACACUAUACCGACUCGAUGAUACCUGA